AUGGCUUUUGUCCCUGCCAUGUUCCACCGCGGAGCUAGGGGGCGACAACCGUUUGAAACCGCUCCCCUCGUUAAGUGUUAUAACUCGGCCAAACGAGGUCGUAGAGCGAUGAUAGAGAUGACUAAGCCCAAACAGUCGGGCCAGUGCCCCAUCUGCCGCAAAGUGCUACAGCAUGUUAGCAAGCACAUCCGCGAGUUUCAUGGAAUUAAAAACGCAAGGGAGAGGACCAUACUCAACGCCAUAUGCACUGGCAGGGUUGUGAUUGGAAAGGGAACAUGCCCGGUCCCGGGGUGUGGUCUCUUUCGGAGACGACUCGCCAUCCAUAUAGAGCGCCACAGUGAUCUGCUCCCCGGCAGAAGGGCGGCAUACCUGCAGGUAGCCCGCAGAGAUGCCGCAUUGAAGCAGCUAUCGGAGCAGCGGGAUACCGACCCACAACCUCCCAUGGCAUCGUCUUUGGACCUUGAGGACAGCCUUGCCUCUGAAUGCCGGCACCCCUCCUGCAUUCAGAGGGAGGUUAGGAUCUGGGAGUUGGAGAGCACUGACAAGGAGCCAGCGGUCGCCCUCCACCCAGCGAUCGCCCUCCACCCAGAGGAGCAAGUGGUCGCCCUCCACCCAGGGGUCGCCCUGCACCCUGCGGUCGCCCUCCACCCAGAGGAGCAAGUGGUCGCCCUCCACCCAGACCACACCGAGUGUGAAGAGGAGGACUGCUUCACCUGCUUCCUCUCUACUGCCUUUGCACCUUGA
Messenger RNA from Knipowitschia caucasica, 744 nucleotides. Lineage: Eukaryota; Metazoa; Chordata; Actinopteri; Gobiiformes; Gobiidae. The record is from the annotation of a GenBank genome assembly.